GCGUUUUUCUCUGUUUUUCUCAGCACAUUUUCUCGCCUGCAAAUCGCCGCCUCGCUUAUUUUCCUUCGAAAAAUUAUGGCAGGAACUAGAGGUAAGGGUAAGGGUGCAGCAAAGAACACGAAAGAAGCAUUGAAGCCUGUUGAUGACAGAAAGGUAGGAAAGAGGAAGGCAGCUGUUGCAAAAAGCAGCCAGGGGAAAGCUAAGAAGGAAAUGAAGGUGAAGAAAGAUCCGAACAAACCCAAGAGGCCUCCCAGUGCUUUCUUUGUGUUUCUUGAGGAGUUCAGAAGCACUUUCAAGAAAGAAAACCCCAAUGUGAAGGCUGUGUCUGCUGUUGGCAAAGCUGCGGGGGAGAAGUGGAAAUCCAUGCCUGAAGAUGAAAAAUCUGAGUAUGAAGCCAAAGCUGCAAAACGGAAGACUGAAUAUGAAAAGCAAAUGAAUGACUAUAACAAGAAGCAGGAAGAGCAGCAUCAACCUGAGGAUGAGGAGGAAGAUCAAGAGGAUGAGGAGGAAGAAGAUGAUGAUGAUGAUGGUGAUGAUGACGACGAUGCCUGAAAUGGCUUGGCAUAAGAUGGUUUUAUACAUUGCAUAAACACCUGGAUUUGUAUGUUUAUAGUUCAGUCUACUUACAUUGUGUUUUGUAUGACACUAAACUAGCUGCCGUUGCCUUGUAUCUCAUUUCUUAUUGGCAGCGGCUAUCCUUUCUAGUGAAAUUAGUAUUCCUGUUUCCUCUACACAUGAGUUUAUAUUCUCUGAACUCUGUUAACAGUGGAGAUAUGAUUAUGAUUUGCUGCGAAAGAAAUGUAAUUAGCCAUCCAGGGGCAUGGUUA
Rubroshorea leprosula is the source of this 827-nucleotide messenger RNA. The record is from the annotation of a GenBank genome assembly. Lineage: Eukaryota; Viridiplantae; Streptophyta; Magnoliopsida; Malvales; Dipterocarpaceae.